CGUUUUUAAAUUACAUCCAAAGGUUUCGUCUUUGGGAUUUCUAGGGUUUCGUUUCCGCUUGCCAUUCCUUUUCAAUGGAGAUCGGAACCUCUUAGGGUUUCCGGCUCUCGAUUCUUCGAGAUCCGCCGGAGAUCAUGGCGGAUUUUCGUCACAAGCUUGGCGGCGGUGGCGGUGAUGACGUAGGGCUUGAAUUCAGGCGGGGGUUGGAAGAGCUUGUCCGUGGUCACCUUGAUGGUUGCAUGUCGGCGCUUGCUUCUUGUAGCUCUGCUGGGACGGAUGAGGAUGAGGAGCUCUCGUCGCCGGGGACGUCUGGGGUUGAGGCGCAAGACCCUUUGGCGAGGCGGCGACGGCGGUCGGAUUUGGAAGGGGAUGAUCUGGCGGAGUCGUCGGCUGCGGCGCGGCGGCAGUCGAGGAUCCUGAGCCGGUGGGUUGCGCGGCAGGCUGAGGAGAUGAUGAUUACUACUAUAGAGCGUCGGAAUCGGGAGAAUGAGCUUAUGGCUCUUGCUGGUCUUCAGACUGUCUCCAUGCUUGAUUCUUCGUUUCUCCGUGAGCCUCGUCGGUCCACGCCUUCCUCGGGGGAGCGCCGUGCAGCGCGGCCGCCAUCGAUCCUACAGAUGUGGAGGGACCUCGAGGACAGGAGAAGUGUUCAUUCCGCUGCUAGCAACCAUAACCAGCGGGAGAGAAGGACGGAGGAUCCUAGGGAUGGGUCUAAUGCGAGUGAGAGUGAUGAUAUUGGGUACUCCAGGUGGGGUGCUCGGGGAGAGGAGGAGGACGAGGAGGACCGGCGAUCAAGCAGGGAGCAGUCUCCGGAUCUCGGAGAUGGGGAAAGAGAGAGGGUGCGGCAGAUCGUCCGUGGGUGGAUGACGGAGAGCGUGCUUGAGAACUCGGGGAACGCAGGGUCGAGGAUGUCUUCGAGGGAUGAGAGCCCAAGAGGAGAGUUGCUUGGGGAGACAGAGCGAGAGAGGGUGAGACUGGUGAGGGAAUGGAUAAGGGCCGCAGCAGGACAAGAGAGAGAUGCUGCUCGUGCGGGUAGGAGGGAGGAUCAAGACCGGGAUGGCUCAGUCACUGAUCAUGAGGAGGGGCAGCCGGAGCAUGUGCGGAGGGACUUGUUGAGAGUUCGUGGCCGACAAGCUAGGCUUGAGCUGAUAAUGAGGAUGACUAGGGAGAGGCAGCAGGAACUUCAGCGCUUGCAAGAACACAGGACAGUGUCAGAGUUUGCUCAUCGCAAUCGCAUUCAGUCCCUGCUGAGGGGCAGAUUUUUAAGGAAUGGAAGGCCCACCGAGGAGGAGAGACAGCCAUCUGCAGCAGCGAGGGAAUUAGGUCAACUCCGGCAACGCCAUCCUGUCUCAGGGUUAAGGGAGGGUUUCCGUUUCAGACUGGAAAAUAUUGUCCGUGGUCAAGCAAGCAGCUAUUCUGAUGCCUCAGCUAGUCAUAGCAUCACAAAUUCGCGUGCUAAUAAUGAUCAGUCUCAUUCAAGUAUUUCAUUAGAUCAAUCUGGUGAAAACAAUGAACAAUCUCAAGCUCAUAAUGAAAAUGCUGAGCCUCCACAAAUUAUGGAGACUGAUGCAGAAGCUGUGCUUGAAAGUAACACACUGGAUAAUACUGUGAACUGGCAAGAUUCGGUGUCUCAGAGUGAGAAUCAGCAGGAAGAAGAAGAUGCAGAUGAUGAGCACCAAGCUUGGCAACAAUCAGAAAUAGGGUUCAGUGAACCACCUCGUGAUGAGACUGGAGUUGAAUCUGAUGGGAACUGGCCAGAGAAUAUGGAUCAGGAUUGGUCCCGUGAACCAGACGAUGAAGAUGGAAAUGGCAGCCAUAUGUUAGAAGUGCAUGAAGAAUGGCAUGAGGAUGAGUCUCAUGGGACUGCAGAAACUUGGCAAGAUGGACCUUCAGAUCCGGCUAGAGGUCAACGGUCUAUCCCGAGAAGAGUCAAUAGAUUUAUUCCACCUGAUGAUGAGAAUGUCUAUAGCAUGGAGCUCAGAGAGCUCCUUAGCAGGAGAAGUGUUUCUAAUCUGCUUCGAAGUGGUUUCCGUCAAAGUUUAGACCAGUUGAUACAGUCAUAUGUUCAAAGGCAAGGUCGUGCUCCCCUUGAUUGGGAUCUGGAUGGAACAUUGCCUACUCCCACUUCACCAGAUGAAGAUCGGGACCAGCAGAGAGAUGAUACAAAUCAGGAUCAGCAGGACUCUCUUCCUACUCCGGCAUUUGUCUUGCCCACUCCACCUGCACCACCUCGACCGCCACUAUGGCAUUCUGACAUUCAUCAUAAUACUUGGACUCGGCAUGGCAUGCCGCGUUCAGAAAUUGAGUGGGAUAUAGUGAAUGAUUUGAGGGCUGACAUGGCGAGGCUGCAGCAAGGGAUGAGCCACAUGCAGAGAAUGCUAGAGGCAUGUAUGGAUAUGCAGCUAGAAUUGCAGCGUUCUGUUAGACAGGAAGUUUCUGCAGCUUUAAAUCGCUCUGAUGGAGGACAAGGAUUUUGUGAAGCAUCAGAGGAUGGAUCCAAAUGGGCCCAAGUUCGAAAAGGGACUUGUUGUGUCUGCUGUGACAGCCAUAUUGACUCCCUUCUGUAUAGAUGUGGGCACAUGUGUACAUGUUCAAGAUGUGCUAAUGAGUUGGUUCGAGGCGGAGGUAAGUGCCCGUUGUGCCGUGCACCCAUUGUCGAAGUCAUACGAGCCUACUCGAUACUGCUUUUGACCUUCAUUUGCUGUUCAUUGAUGUGGACUGGAUUUAUAAUUACUGUUGGAAAAGCUUACCCUAAGCUGCGCAAGCGAGCCACAAAUCUUGAGCUGAAGGAACAGAAAAAGUUUCAUGGUAAUCCAGAAGCAAUGUCUGUCCUUGAGGCAUUGCUGCUUGAUGUUUAUGCUACCCUACGUCCAGAACCAAGGGAUUAUGAGUUGCGUAAACGCUUGGUACAAGUAUUUAAUAUAAUGGUGAAGGACAUCUUUGGGAGUAGUAAUGGGUAUCCUACCAUAGAGGCAUUUGGGUCAUUCACGAUGGACCUAUUUACUAACACCAGUGAUCUCGAUCUGUCUCUUAAUUUUAGUGGUGAGAAGGCAUUCACAUUUCCUCGUGAAAGGAAGAUUUCUGUUCUGAUGAAGUUUGCUGAUGCUCUGUACUCUUUCCAAAAUAAAGGGCAUGUUUCUGGGGUCUUCCCCAUCAUGAGAGCAAGAGUGCCGGUAGUGAAAUUUGUGGACUGUGGAACAGGAAUUGAGUGUGAUAUUUCAGUUGAAAACGAGGAUGGUAUUUCAAGAUCAUCAAUUUUUGCAAUUGUUUCUUCAAUUGAUGAAAGGUUUCGUAUUUUAAGUCAUCUGAUUAAGUUUUGGGCUAAGGUUCAUGACAUCAACAGUGCGAAAAGACACACUUUGAGCUCAUUAACCAUUAUAUCCUUAGUUGCUUUCCAUUUACAGACCAGAGAUCCUCCGAUAUUACCUCCUUUUUCUACCUUGUUUAAAGAUGGAACUGACAUCGCAAAAGUGCAGAAUGUUGCCUUUGGUCUCAAAAGCUUUGGCCGAAGAAAUAAAGAAUCUGUAGCUGGACUCUUUGUUUCUUUGUUGAAUAAGCUGUCAGCUGUUGAGAGUUUAUGGCGGCAUGGCCUAUGUGUUAGUGUUUAUGAGGGGUCAUGGAUCUCGAAGGCAUGGAAACCUGGUGUUGGCAAUAUGAAUGUUGAGGACUAUCUGGAUCGAUCUGAAAAUUUCGCAAGGGUGGUGAGGAAAAAUGAGAUGCGUAAGAUUUAUACAUGCAUCCGUGGUACUAUUGAUAACUUGUCAGCAUUCAUGAAUGGUCAAUGUGACGCCUCUAUGCUAAGGAAAUGCCUUUUUGAAUCCAUUCCUUUGCAAAAGCCACUCAACCAGCUAGCCAAUGGAGAGAAGGACCUCAAGAGAAAAUAUCCUUUCCAUGGUUCAGCCGCUCCUCUGUCUGAGGAUACCUUUAUUAAAAGGAGACGAUUUGUCAAAGCUGGUGGAGAAGGGAGACAGUUUAUUGCAGCUGGUGGAGAACAUUCUGGUCUUUAUGAACCACUAAGUACUUCUUUUCCAUGUCUCCCCAUUCCUCAACAAAUGCCUGCCAAUUCUUCAAGGUAUAUUCAAGGAAGGCAUCCUCUGGAGCCUCCCGUGACCCCUUCUCAGUGGGCUUCUCAAAUAGGUUAUCAUGCAGAACAUCACAGCCAUCAUCCAUUCACUCAGUUAAGUUAUCAAUCGGCAAAUGUCUCACUACCUCUUGUUCUGAGUCUGUUACAGUAUUAUGAAUCAACAAAUAACAGACAUGAUCACCAAAUUGCAGCUGGUGGGGAACAUUCUGGUCUUUAUGAACCACUAAGUACUUCUUUUCCAUGUCUCCCCAUUCCUCAACAAAUGCCUGCCAAUUCUUCUAGGUAUAUUCAAGGAAGGCAUCCUCUGGAGCCUCCCGUGACCCCUUCUCAGUGGGCUUCUCAAAUAGGUUAUCAUGCAGAACAUCACAGCCAUCAUCCAUUCACUCAGUUAAGUUAUCAAUCGGCAAAUGUCUCACUACCUCUUGUUCUGAGUCUGUUGCAGUAUUAUGAAUCAACAAAUAACAGACAUGAUCACCAAAUUGCAGCUGGUGGAGAACAUUCUGGUCUUUAUGAACCACUAAGUACUUCUUUAGGUUAUCAUGCAGAACAUCACAGCCAUCAUCCAUUCACUCAGUUAAGUUAUCAAUCGGCAAAUGUCUCACUACCUCUUGUUCUGAGUCUGUUGCAGUAUUAUGAAUCAACAAAUAACAGACAUGAUCACCAUUUGACCCUACAUAGACCUUGGGACAAGAGGCCUACAAUUCCUUUGCCUGGAUACUGUAACCAAGACAUCAGGCAUCCCUCCUAUUGAUCUUCCUUCCUAGCUCCAUGGUUUUUCAGGCCUUGAAUUAUUUCGUUUGUAUCAAAAAUCAGCUAUCACCUUUUCUUUUCGGCAAGAAUUUUGCUUAAUUUGGGAUCAUCUUAUAUUGGCAAGGCAGUGAAGA
Dioscorea cayenensis subsp. rotundata (Guinea yam) is the source of this 4965-nucleotide messenger RNA. RefSeq lists its product as uncharacterized. The record is from RefSeq and is a predicted model, not a curated record. Lineage: Eukaryota; Viridiplantae; Streptophyta; Magnoliopsida; Dioscoreales; Dioscoreaceae.